Durusdinium trenchii is the source of this 1093-nucleotide messenger RNA. The record is from the annotation of a GenBank genome assembly. Lineage: Eukaryota; Dinophyceae; Suessiales; Symbiodiniaceae.
CAAACAUGAAAAGCACAUCGAAGAGCCUUGGCACUGCUAAUGUUCGGAAGCCAAAGGCCCACGCGUUUUCCAGCUCCGUGAUCAUACAUUUGCAGGAUGGGUGGCCACUCCUCCAGGACCGCACCAGAUUUACCGCUGCCACAUCAAGAGGUGGUGAGCCUUCAGGGCUCGGGUGGCCGUGUCCAGGACCGUCCCGCAGGGUACCUGGCGGCGGCCAACACGGCGGCGCGCUUGGCGCAGAAGUGCGAGACGGGGCAGGUCAAGGUGCAACUCGCAUGGCUUCCGCAUUCCUUCCAACUCCAGAAGGGCCCCAGUCGUCACCUCUGGGAGAUCCACGGGACCUUCACGGCCGAGGGGCCGUGUACCUUGUCGGCGCACUUCCACUGCCGUGAGAGGACAUCCUCCUCCGGUGUGCUGAGAUACGAAGCAGCAGACACAUCGGGACCUCCAAGCUGGAGUGCCUCCUAUCCCGCAGGGAAGCACGAGCUGCGGCUGGCUGGAGACAAGGCCAUCGACUUUCAGCGAUGGCCCUUAGAGGUCUUUUGGAAGCUGAAACACAAGCGAAUGGAUGUGAUCCCCGUGGUCUUUGUCCUGGACAUGCCAGGUGUACAGUCAAUCGUGCACAUCAGCUUGGAGGUCUCGAAGGAGGCCGCGCUGAAUUUGCAGUUGAAACUUUUGCGACAGAAGGUCGUCAUCGACCAGAAGGAAUACCUCCUUGAAGAGAUCUAUGGCCUAGCUGAUUUGGCCAAGGAGGAUGGAGCUCACGAUGAAAGCUCUCACGGCGAACCGUGCGUGGUGUGCUUAAGUGACCCACGCACGACGGCGAUUCUCCCCUGUCGGCAUUUAUGCCUUUGCGAGGAGUGUGCACGGGAGCUUUCGAUCGGAGCACAGCUCAGGGGUGACACCUGCCCCAUUUGUCGUGGGAAGAUUCAGCAUGUGCAGGUUUUCGAGCUGAAAUCGUGACAGGGCUCGGUUCUGCUGCGAAAAGAGCCGGGCCGGGAUCAGGGCUCGAGGGGCUCGGUUCGGAGGGCGGCUCCGGGAGGUGGAUCCGGUGUGGGACCGAGCCAACACAUGGGGUUCAUACCAAGCAACC